Messenger RNA from Pseudogymnoascus verrucosus, 963 nucleotides. RefSeq lists its product as uncharacterized. NCBI's taxonomy places the organism in Eukaryota, Fungi, Ascomycota, Leotiomycetes, Thelebolales, Thelebolaceae. The record is from RefSeq and is a predicted model, not a curated record. The transcript is spliced from 3 exons. Bases 1 to 963 code for a protein of 320 amino acids.
AUGGCACCACAAGUCGUUAAUGGGCCAUCCCUCGAGGCAUACCUUGCCCAAACGGCGAGAUCCACAUACGCACUUCCGUUUGAGUCGACCCCUAUGGGAUACCCGAAAAUAAUCGGCCGGACGUGGGACCCAGUUAUCGGCUCUAGACCAUUCACCAUCGGACAGAGCGAAACACGGACGGUUUUACGAUCGACAAACUCCACCGCUAUAUGGGCUUUGCUAAAGAUGGAACACUACAGCCAAGCACUUACCCGGGGCGGGCAGACGAUUUAUGACGCUGCUAGGGAGUUGAUUACAAUCCAUGGGCAAGUGAUGCAUGGAUCGGCAUAUGAUGACCGGCGGCGACCCAGCGGGAGGACAACAGAAAGGGAUUAUAUGGUCGAGCACCUAGAGCCGCGCAGAGAAAACCACCAAGACGCGAUCAACGAAUAUAACAACGUGAUACUUAAUGAAGCCUGCUUUCGGAUUGAGGACAGAACGGCCUUGUACCAAGAGCAUCUCUUUGUCCAACAUGCCAUCGGCGAAGGAAGUGACGCCGGCUACCCAACAGACCUUGGGUCGACCAGCGAUGAUGAGUUCGAUUUCGGGUCCGACUUCGGCUAUAGUUCCGACCCUGAUUAUCAGUCGAAGAACACCGGUGCCAUGCAUAACGGCGCGAUGACCAUUUCCGCUGCGGCCGCAGAGGAAAGAGCAGCUCAGCGCAUCCGAGACAGAGAGAGAGAGAGAACGGUGAACCACGACUCUAUGAUCGAUGGAAUGUGGCGAGCAAGCCUAAAAUUCAUCAUGGCCACAUUACGCCAGAUCUCAUGCGCAGGGCAGAGCAUACGACCGAAAGCUCUAAGAACCAUUUACUUUAACCGCCUCGAGGCCGAACUAAUGGAAGCCCUUACAUACAUUCAAAAGAAAUUCGGUCUCGUUAAUGCAGAGGAUAUAACGGGUUUCGGAGGCAUCUAUAAUAUAUAA